UAUUAGUUUCAUUAUAUCCACGAAAAAUUUCCAUUCAGUAGUGGGAACGAACUGAUCCUUCUGGCUGAAUGGCAAUUCAUUUUGCUGCUGCUGCUUGUGUUAUGUAGCUGGACUCAGCUUAGAACAGCUUUGUUAAGGCUUCUGCUCUGGGAAUUGGGCUCUUAUGGGGCGAAAGGAUCUGCUUUGCUCUUCUUCGAGGAUGAUUUUUAUGGCGGUGGUUGUUUCGGUGGUCGGUCUUUUUGGACUGGUUUUUCAGGCCACACAGUUGCCUUCUCCACAGAACAGUGUGGAAUCAGUGGGCUUAUCUGUUUCUUCUCCAAGAAUCAAACUCAGAGAUGGAAGAUUUUUGGCUUACAGGGAGAGAGGAGUGAGCAAAAAUGAUUCCAUCUACAGGAUCAUUGUUUCCCAUGGUUUUGGAAGCUCCAAGGAUAUGAAUGUUCUAGCCAGUCAGGAACUAAUAGAUGAGUUGGGGAUCUAUUUUAUUCUAUUCGAUCGACCCGGGUACGGAGAAAGUGAUCCAAAUCCAAGCCUGACAGUAAAAAGUGAAGCAUUUGACAUUGAAGAACUUGCUGAUCACUUGCAAAUUGGUUCCAAGUUUUAUGUGAUUGGUGUCUCAAUGGGAUCAUAUUGCAUUUGGGGUUGCCUUAAAUACAUACCAAACAGGCUAGCUGGUGCAGCGCUGAUUGUCCCAACUGUUAACUAUUGGUGGCCUUCCCUUCCUCAUAGUCUGGUAAGCAAGGAUUACAGGAGACAACUUGUGCAAUGGGCUUUCCGGUUUUCGCGCUACGCCCCGGGAUUGUUAUUUUGGUGGAUUACUCAUAAAUGGAUACCCUCAACUGCUGUCCUGGAACGAAAUCCCAUGUUCUUCAGUGAUCGAGAUAUCGAUAUCUUGAAGUCGAUUCCAGGAUUCCCAAUGCUCACACAGAAUAAACUACGGGAAAGAGGCGUUUUCGACACCCUUCGUCGUGACUUUAUGGUAGCGUUCGGAGAAUGGGGGUUUGAUCCUAUGAGUCUAAGCAAUCCUUUCCCUGAAAAUGGAAGCUCAGUGCACAUAUGGCAGGGUUAUGAAGACAGAGUUGUGCCAUUUCAACUUCAGAGAUAUGUUUCUGGGAAGCUGCCAUGGAUUCAGUAUCAUGAAGUUCCUGAUGGAGGCCAUUUGAUCGUGCAUUAUAGAGGUUUGUUUGAGGCCAUAUUAAGAGCCCUUCUAGUUGGAGAAGAAUUUUGUACUUAUCCUAAGCCAAAUUUGUCCAAUAUUAUAGUUUGAAUUUGUUCUCAUUUGUUCUGCAUUGUGAAUGUUUAUGUGCAUAUUUUAUUUUCCUUUUGGAAUUUUCAGAUGUAGAAAGCAAUUUGAUGAAUUGAAGGUGUUAGUAAUUUUUUUAUAUAUGUAUCAAACUUCUAGGUCAAU
Molecule: messenger RNA, 1405 nt
Organism: Benincasa hispida (wax gourd)
Lineage: Eukaryota; Viridiplantae; Streptophyta; Magnoliopsida; Cucurbitales; Cucurbitaceae
Source: RefSeq, a predicted model, not a curated record